Molecule: messenger RNA, 267 nt
Organism: Cylindrotheca closterium
Lineage: Eukaryota; Bacillariophyta; Bacillariophyceae; Bacillariales; Bacillariaceae
Source: the annotation of a GenBank genome assembly
AUGACAUAUAUUGGUCAAGAUGGAACAGUAGGAGGGAGAAAGCCCUUCUCGAGAGCCAUCAUAGAAUUUAUCGAAGGAAUCACCAACUUCAUCUCUUUGUUCUUUGGUUCAAUCACAAACCCUCCUCGAAGAAUCGAGUCCAGGUCAACGUAUGGUCGUAGAAAUGGUAACAAUUCACGGAGAGGUGGAUCCGGACGGCCAUUAGGUGGUAAUGUUCGUGGGAUCAAGGACCUUGGUGGUGAUGCGCAAGCUCGAAUGGGUGGGUGA